UGCAAGGCCCAGGUCCCUGGAAAGGGUCUCAUGGCCGCGGCAGAGGCACAGACAGACCCGGCACUGGCACCAGUGACCUUCAAGGAUGUGGUUGUGACCUUCACCCCGGAGGAGUGGGAAUUACUGGAUCCGGCUCAGAGGACCCUGUACCGGAAGGUGAUGCUGGUGACCUACAGGCUCCUGGUCUCACUGGGGCAUCCUGUUCCCAAACCAGAACUGACCUACCUGUUGAAUCCUGGGCAAAAGCUAUGGAUGGUGAAGAGAGGCUUUUCCCAAAGCUCUUCCUCAGGUGACAAAGCAAAAACCAAGACCACAGAGACUACUGCUUCUCAGCCAGCCUUGUUUGAUGGAUGCUUAGUCCAAACGUCACUGACUCAGGAAGGCUUCAGUGUUUCUACUUUGGGGCAAGCCAGGAAACCAGAAGGAGUAUCAGAAAAGCAGGGAGGGCACCUGAGGACAGGAACAGUCCUUCACAAGAAAACCCUCCCUGGAAAGGUGAACCCUGACUGUGGUGACUUGGAAAUACGUGACAGUCUGUGUUCAAAAGAUUUACAGGAUAGAGUGUCUACAGCAAAUGCUUCUCAUGAGUGUGAGUCAUGUGGAUCAAGGGAAGGCCCGUUGUUUCAUGGAGGGAAGAAUGCCUACAGAUGCAAAGCAUGUGGGAAAGGGUUUGUCAAGAAUCACUUCCUUGUUCAACAUCAGCAAAUUCACACUAGAGUACAACCCUAUAAAUGCAAAAAAUGUGGGAAGCCCUUUCUCAAGAAAGCAGACCUCACUGGACACUACAGCAUUCACACUGGGGAGAAACGCUAUGGGUGCGUCGAGUGUGGGAAAGCCUUCAGCCGCAGGUCACACCUCACGGAGCACCAGCGGAUUCACAGUGGAGAGAAACCCUUUGUAUGCAUCGAGUGUGGGAAAGCCUUCAGCCGCAGGUCACACCUCACGGAGCACCAGCGGAUUCACAGUGGAGAGAAGCCCUUUGUGUGCCUCGAGUGUGGGAAAGCCUUCAGCCGCAAGUCACACCUCAUGGAGCACCAGCAGAUUCACAGUGGAGAGAAGCCCUAUGUGUGCAGUGAAUGCGGAAGGGCCUUUGCCCACCAGUCUGAUUUCAUUUGGCAUAAGAGAACCCACGCUGGAGAGAAACCCUUUGAGUGCAAAGAAUGUGGGAAAGCGUUUAGUGACAGCUCUUCUGUAACUCGACACAUGAGGUGUCACUCUAAGGAGAAGCCUUAUGAGUGCAGUGAGUGUGGAAAGAUCUACAGCUACAUCUCAACCCUCACACAUCAAAAGAUUCAUAGUGGGGUGAAAUCCUAUGAGUGUAAGAGAUGUGGAAAGGCCUUUUACCAGAAGGCAGAGCUCAGACAACAUCAGAGAUCUCAUACUGGGGACAGACUUUUCUAAAGUAACUAUUGUGGCAAAUAGUUUGGCCAGAGGAAAAAUGUUCCUUGGCAUAUGAGAGUUCAUACCCAAGAGAGGCCCUGGCCUCCCUCACAUGCUCAGUUCUUGCUUGACUGUGGUGUUACCUUUAGCUAGAGCUGAGCCCUUGCACUGCAGAAAUGGAGGCCAGUCUCUCCCAAAACAUGACUUGGUUCUCAGCAGAGGGACCUUCUUUCCACACCUGAAAGCUCUUUGCUAUGACGUGGUCCAUACAGAGACCUGGGACUAUUUGUCCCAGAGCAGGAGUGGUAUGCAUUCCAGUGGAUGAAGGACCCCCUUCCCUAAUGGUCUGUGUCUCCCCGUCUAAUUUUCUGUGUAUAGAGGGGCCUGCUGUGUUCUUGCUAGUAUGAUGGGCAGGAGUCAUGAGAACCCCAUCCUUUAUCCCCAUUACCUCACACAGUGUCCUGGGUCCUGGAUCAUGGAGACACAUCGGUGAUUGAGACAUGGGUCUUGCUGUUUAGAAUGGGAAAUACACAUGAUAACACACAGGUGAGGUAUAUCAACUCUGUUGCCAUGACAGUAACAUGCUUAUGAUCCCCAUCCAGCAUAAUGAAGAACAAGGUCAAAACUUAGGUAUGGAGGGGCUCCCCUGGUGGCUCAGUGGUUAAGAAUCCGCCUGCCAAUGCAGGGGACAUGGGUUUGAGCCCUGGUCCAGGAAGAUCCCACAUGCUGUGGAGCAACUAAGCCCAUGUGCCACAGCUACUGAGCCUGCACUCUAGAGCCCAUGAGCCACAAUUACUGAGCCCGCAUGCCACAACUACUGAAGCCCACACCUACAGCCUGUGCUCUGCAACAAGAGAAGCCACUGCAAUGAGAAGCCGGCAUACCGCAAUGAAGAGUAACCCCUGCUUGCCACAACUAGGGAAAGCCCAUGUGCAGCAACGAAGACUCAACACAGCCAAAAAUAAAUAAAUAAAAUAAAUAAAUUUAAGACUUAGGCAUAGAGGACAGAUGUGAUCAGGAAGAGUGGUCUAGUGGCUGGCUACAAGCUUGGACUCUGGGGACAAUUGGGAUUCCAAUGCUCCUGAGCUGUGCCCAUCACCAGCUGGAUGACCUUGGUCAUGUUGCUUCCUCACAAGCCUCUCUUCGUGUCUGUAAAAGUGGAAAGAUGUAUGUUAAACUGUAAAGCAUGGGAAGAGGAACAGAUGGUAUACAAGGAUGAUAUCGUGCAGACCCAUGAGGGAUGGAAGAGCCCCAGCCAUGUUUGAAGAUGGAGAAGAGCACUCCUUGCAAAGGGAACAACAUGUACCAAGAUCCUGAGGCAGGCAAGAGCCGGAAUUGUUGGGGGAAAUAGACCAGUGUGUCCAAGGGAGACAAGUGGGCAGUGAGAUGGAGGGUUCAGGGCCCAACACACAUCAUGAGAAAUGUGGAUUUUAUUGCAACUGCUCUGGGAGGCUCAGGAAGGGAUUCAGCAGGACAGUGGAAUGAUGUUAUUUGUCUCUAAAUCUCCCUUUGGCUGCUCUGUGGGGAAUGAGGAGAAUCAAAAACUGAUGUGGGAGAGAGGAAAGAGGCCACUGUAGUCCAGGAGUAUGUUGACAGUGGACUGGCCUAGGAUGGUGGCAUUGGAGAUGAUGAGAUGAGGAUGACCUGGGACACGUUAAGAGGCAGAGCUGACAUUACAUGUUCAUCAUUUGGAUGCUGGGGUGAGCCCCAGGGAAUGACUUUUCUCCCUCAGUCCUCAAGAGAGAGCCCUCUGCAUUCAUGGGAAACGUGAGUCAUGGCUUGGCCUUGUGUUCCAUUUUCUUGAGCAGCACCUAGCAAGUGUGUUGAGUGAGCGAGUGAAGCUGAAGGUCCCUUUCUGGGACACAGAAAAGGCAGGAUGAUUCCUUGUCCCCAUGAUGGUAGUAUGGGCAGUUGAAUUUUCCAUGACCUUAUUUCUCUGACCAAGGAGGGGCCCUGGCCCUGCCCAGAUUAGAUGACUUUAGGCAGGAGGGUGCGUAGAGCAGUGAUGAGACUUGAGUCACUUCAGGCACUAUUCUCAACUGUGCUACUUACUGGUGGCCAUUACUCAGGGCAACUCAGGGACCUUUUGGGUUCUUGGUUUCCUCCCCUGUAUACUGGGAGAUCGAAUAACCAUUUGAACCCUCAUUUUCAUUAUUUACAAAACAAGUGUGUUGGCCAUCCCACUUUACCAGGUUGUGCAGGUUAAAGGAUAGUGUUGUAAAGUGCUUGUCACAGUGUUGGGUAUGUGUAUAUGCUUAAAAGUCAGCUAUUGUAACUCAUAUAUUACUCCUUUGGGUUAUCCUAUUCCUUCCUCACCAGAAGAUGUGCUGAUGGGAUUUCUAGUACAAAUAUACUGCAGUUCCUGAUGGCAUCUCAGCAGAUUUUAGUUCUUAAGAAGCUUGAUAAUGGGCUCUAGUGACAUUCUGCAUAAGGUCUUGGUUCCCUGUCAGGCAAAACCAAGAGUUUUCCCUGCCCCUUGUUUUUUUUUAACUGGUGGAGAUGGUGUGGCUGAGGAUGCCAUGGAAUAUUAGUUGUGCUUUGAAUGGACAUUUAAACCUUUCCUUGAAAAUCCCUUGUGAAGGGAAUUUUGAGCCAUCAAAAAGUACUUACUGCUAAUUUAAUUUAUUCCAUAUUUAUUUAAUGUAAUAGUUGAUAUACAUAAUUUGGGUUUAAAUAUGUCCUCUUAUUUUUCGGAUUUCUUUGUGUCACUUGUUCUUUCUAUGCCUGCCCCCCUCCACACCAAAAAACACUUUCUAUUACUUACAGAUUUUCUUUAUUCUAGUUUGGAAAGCAUAUACUCUAAUUCUGUUUGUUAUUGUCUAAGCUGAGAUUUACAAGCACUUAUUUAAAGAGUACAGAGUUAUACAUACUUUUUCCUCUUCCCAGGCUAUAUAAGGGACUUGGAACAUUAACCAAUACGUCCUAUCUCAGUAUAUGUGUUGAGACUUUGUGUUAAUUCCAUUAUUGUAACUCCAAAAGGAAGUGUUAUUACUGUUUAAUACAAAUCCUGAGCAGUUGUAUCCAUCCACAUAUGCAUUCCCCUCUUGGAUCCUCUAUUGCAGAUCUUUCAUCUGGGAUUGGUUUCCAAAUUCUUAAAUAUAAACUUUAGGAUUUCAUUUUAUGAUUGCUAAUCUUCCAUUAAAUUUCCCAUUUGGGGCUCAAAAUAGUCAUACUCUUUCUUGAAAGACAGCUUUGCUGUGUAUGGAAAUCUAGAUUGGCAGGGUUUUUUCUUCAUCAGGUCUUCGAAUAGUUCCUUCCACUGUAUUCCAGAACCAUAAUUAUAUUGGGAGUGAGUGUCAACUUACUUUGUUUAUAGCCUUCUGGUCUUAGUUUAGAUUAUUAACAGAAAUACUAACAUUAACAUGGAGGAAUGGGGUUUGGGGUUAUCACCCCCAAAGUAAUAAAUAGUGCUGAAUGUGUAAGAAUAAUAAUAAAAUGGAUUAUCUGGUGACUAAACUGAUGGAUUGUGUUAGAAACUGGGUAGAUGCUCUCCUAUCGAAUUUUCUCUUUAUGGACGCCCUGCUUUCCUUGUAUGGGCCAUGUAAAUGAGCUUGGGGCAAUGGAAUAUGGGCAGAAGUGAUCAUGAAAUUAUGUCUUCUAAUUUUUGCUCCUCCAGUGGGAUAUCCCCUUGGGUAUUAGUGGUUUCAGUUCUCACACUUGCUCAGGAUUUAGUGCCCUCUUGGGAACUGCAGUUUCAGGCUACCUAUGGACUGAUGGUGGGGUGGGACCCUUGUACUGGCAAUAUUAGCAAAUUCCCUGAUGAUACUGAUGCUACUGCUGGUUUGGGAACAACUGAAUUAGAGUGGGCUCUAGAGCGCAGGCUCAGUAGUUGUGGCGCACCUGGUUAGUUGCUCCGAGGCAUGUGGGAUCUUCCCAGACCAGGGAUUGAAUCCCUGUCCCCUGCAGGUGGAUUCUUAGCCACUGUGCCAUCAGAGAAGUCCCUCGUUUUGUUUUUUAAUUAUAUAUUUUUCCUGAGGUUCUGACAGGUUGAGGUUUGCCUAAGGCUGCACAGGCAGAGGUCUCCAGUUAGAUACCUUUCAGGAUGGGGCUUCGCCCAACGUGGCCACAAAACCCUGGCGUGGUCCCUGUCUUUGGAACCGCAGAGCAUUAUUUCUCAGGGUCCCUCGCAGGGCUGUUUGGCCUUUGCCAUGGAGAAUGGGAAGGGCCUAUCCUUACCUGGCGGGAGGUAGGACAGAAACUACAUUACCCGGAAGGCUGUGCUUGUGCGUGCACGAAGGGCGCUCAUCCAAUGACUACCCAGGAAAGAAGCGUUGCCUCCUGGGGAGGUGGA
Balaenoptera acutorostrata (minke whale) is the source of this 5671-nucleotide messenger RNA. Its product is annotated as zinc finger protein 599-like. Gene Ontology annotation, biological process: regulation of transcription by RNA polymerase II. The record is from RefSeq and is a predicted model, not a curated record. Gene Ontology annotation, molecular function: RNA polymerase II cis-regulatory region sequence-specific DNA binding; DNA-binding transcription factor activity. Lineage: Eukaryota; Metazoa; Chordata; Mammalia; Artiodactyla; Balaenopteridae.